CCUGCUUCCGGCUGCGCCACCCGGGAGGCGGGUCCCCGGGGCCGAGCAGGCUUCCUCCGCGCGGCCCCGCGUCGCUCCUUUGGAGUCAUUCGAUGCCCAAUUUGCAGCCAAGAAUGUGCCGAGAGACACAUCAUAGAUAAUUUUUUUGUGAAGGACACUACUGAGGUUCCCAGCAGUACAGUGGAAAAGUCUAAUCAGGUAUGCACAAGCUGUGAAGACAAUGCAGAAGCUAAUGGGUUUUGUGUUGAGUGUGUUGAAUGGCUUUGUAAGACAUGUAUUAGAGCUCAUCAGAGGGUGAAAUUCACAAAAGACCAUACUGUUAGACAGAAAGAGGAAGUAUCUCCAGAGGCAGUUGGUGUGACUAGUCAGAGACCAGUGUUUUGUCCUUUUCAUAAAAAGGAGCAGUUGAAGCUUUAUUGUGAGACGUGUGACAAACUGACAUGUCGGGACUGUCAGCUACUAGAACACAAAGAGCAUAGAUACCAAUUUAUUGAAGAAGCUUUUCAGAAUCAGAAAGUGAUCAUAGAUACCCUAAUUACUAAACUGAUGGAAAAAACAAAAUACAUAAAAUACACAGGAAAUCAGAUCCAAAACAGAAUACUUGAAGUAAACCAAAAUCAAAAGCAAGUGGAACAGGAUAUUAAAGUUGCUAUCUUUACAUUGAUGGUAGAAAUAAAUAAGAAAGGAAAAGCUCUGCUGCAUCAGCUAGAGAGCCUUGCAAAGGACCAUCGCAUGAAACUUAUGCAACAGCAACAAGAAGUGGCUGGGCUUUCUAAACAGCUGGAGCAUGUUAUGCAUUUUUCUAAAUGGGCAGUUUCCAGUGGCAGCAGUACAGCAUUACUUUAUAGCAAGCGACUGAUUACGUACCGGUUACGGCACCUCCUUCGUGCAAGGUGUGACGCUUCCCCAGUGACCAACAACACCAUCCAAUUUCACUGUGAUCCUAGUUUCUGGGCCCAAAAUAUUAUCAACUUAGGUUCUUUAGUAAUCGAGGAUAAAGAGAGCCAGCCACAAAUGCCUAAGCAGAAUCCUGUCGUGGAACAGAAUUCACAGCCACCAGGUGGUUUAUCUUCAAACCAGUUAUCCAAGUUUCCAACCCAGAUCAGCCUAGCUCAAUUACGACUCCAGCAUAUGCAGCAACAGGUAAUGGCUCAGAGGCAACAGGUGCAACGGAGGCCAGCACCUGUGGGUUUACCAAACCCUAGAAUGCAGGGGCCCAUCCAGCAGCCUUCCAUCUCUCAUCAGCAACCCCCUCCACGUUUGAUAAACUUUCAAAAUCACAGCCCUAAACCCAAUGGACCAGUGCUUCCUCCUCAUCCUCAACAGCUGAGAUACCCACCAAACCAGAAUGUACCUCGGCAAGCAAUAAAGCCCAACCCCCUACAGAUGGCUUUCUUGGCUCAGCAAGCCAUAAAACAGUGGCAGAUCAGUAGUGGACAGGGUGCCGCCUCAACCACCAGCAGCUCGUGCUCUACUCCUUCCAGUCCCACCAUCACAAGUGCUGCAGGGUACGACGGAAAGGGGUUUGGUUCACCUAUGAUCGAUCUGAGUGCACCAGUGGGAGGUUCUUAUAAUCUUCCUUCUCUUCCUGAUAUUGAUUGUUCGAGUACUAUUAUGCUGGACAACAUUGGGAGAAAAGAUCCUAGCACUGAUCAUGGCCAGCCCAGACCACCCUCCAACAGAACAGUGCAGUCACCAAACUCAUCAGUGCCCUCUCCAGGGCUUGCAGGACCUGUUACUAUGACUAGCGUGCAUCCCCCAAUACGCUCACCUAGUGCCUCCAGCGUUGGGAGCCGAGGAAGCUCUGGUUCUUCCAGCAAACCAACAGGAGCUGAUUCUACACACAAAGUCCCAGUAGUCAUGUUGGAACCAAUCCGAAUAAAACAAGAAAACAGCGGACCACCUGAAAAUUACGAUUUUCCCAUUGUUAUAGUGAAACAAGAAUCAGAUGAAGAAUCUAGGCCUCAAAAUACCAACUAUCCAAGAAGCAUACUCACUUCCCUGCUCUUAAAUAGUAGUCAGAGCUCUGCUUCUGAGGAGACGGUUGUAAGAUCUGAUGCCCCCGAUAGCACAGGGGAUCAGCCUGGACUGCACCCGGAGAACCCAUCCAGUGGGAAGUCUGAGUGGCUUGACGCGUCUCAGAAGUCUCCCCUCCAUGUUGGGGAGACGAGGAAGGAGGACGACCCCAAUGAGGACUGGUGUGCAGUUUGUCAAAAUGGAGGGGAACUGCUGUGCUGUGAGAAGUGUCCAAAAGUUUUCCAUCUCUCUUGUCAUGUGCCCACACUGACAAAUUUUCCGAGUGGAGAGUGGAUCUGUACUUUCUGCCGAGAUCUGUCUAAACCAGAAGUUGAGUACGACUGUGAUGCUCCAAGUCACAAUUUGGAAAAAAAGAAAACUGAAGCUCUUGUUAAAUUAGCACCAAUAGAUAAAAGGAAGUGUGAACGCCUACUUCUGUUUCUUUACUGCCAUGAAAUGAGCCUGGCUUUUCAAGACCCUGUUCCUCUAACUGUGCCUGAUUAUUAUAAAAUAAUUAAAAAUCCAAUGGACUUGUCAACCAUCAAGAAAAGACUCCAAGAAGAUUCUUCCUUGUACACAAAGCCUGAAGAUUUCGUAGCUGAUUUCAGAUUGAUCUUUCAAAACUGUGCUGAAUUCAAUGAGCCUGAUUCAGAAGUAGCCAAUGCUGGUAUAAAACUUGAAAGCUAUUUUGAAGAACUUCUAAAGAACCUUUAUCCAGAAAAAAGGUUUCCUAAAGUAGAAUUCAGGAAUGAAUCAGAAGAUAAUAAAUUUAGUGAUGAUUCAGAUGAUGACUUUGUACAGCCCCGGAAGAAGCGCCUCAAAAGCAUUGAGGAGCGCCAGUUGCUUAAAUAAAGCAGCACCGCUGGCGUGUGUCUGUUAAAGAGUUUUUGUCAGUAAUUUAACGACAUCAUACAGAAGAGUUUGUGAGCUCUGUUUUUGAUGUUUACUAGACUUUGAUUUCUUUAAUAACCAAUUCCUUUUAACCUCUUAUUAAAAAAGAAUGAAAAAGAGGAAAAGAAAUGAAUGGAAGAAAGAAAAUGAAGGAGGGGAGGGAGAAAGGAUGGUAGAAGGAAAGAGGAAGACGCAUUGUAACAAAAAGACUUCUUCCCACUUCUUGGAGUCAAAACGCAAUCUGGAGUGACGGCUACUGCAGCAAGGAAACAGACUUUCUAUGAACUCUCAGUUGAAAAGUUAAGUGGUUUGAAUGUGUGCGUUAACCCACUUUUAGAAAAUUAAUGCCACUGCCCAUUAAUUAUCACCCAGCCGUAGGCCUAGGUUUGAGGGGGAAACCACGCGGCGCAGCAGAAGGAUAGAUUAGAUGCCAUAAGAAGGUUCCUAAUAGUAUAUUAUGAGAGAUGGCAACUGUAUUAAAGAAAAAUCAGGAAAAUGAA
Chinchilla lanigera (long-tailed chinchilla) is the source of this 3407-nucleotide messenger RNA. It is a transcript of the gene Trim24, whose product is annotated as tripartite motif containing 24. Gene Ontology annotation, molecular function: zinc ion binding; protein binding. The record is from RefSeq and is a predicted model, not a curated record. Lineage: Eukaryota; Metazoa; Chordata; Mammalia; Rodentia; Chinchillidae.